Gadus macrocephalus (Pacific cod) is the source of this 2221-nucleotide messenger RNA. It is a transcript of the gene mfsd2b, whose product is annotated as MFSD2 lysolipid transporter B, sphingolipid. The record is from RefSeq and is a predicted model, not a curated record. Gene Ontology annotation, molecular function: symporter activity; sphingolipid intramembrane carrier activity. Gene Ontology annotation, biological process: carbohydrate transport. The transcript is spliced from 12 exons. NCBI's taxonomy places the organism in Eukaryota, Metazoa, Chordata, Actinopteri, Gadiformes, Gadidae. The coding region runs from base 65 to 1918 and encodes 617 amino acids. Gene Ontology annotation, cellular component: membrane.
UGAGUACGUCCAUGCCUGUCUCACGGCUCCACCGCUCUGCUCCCAGGGCCCCCCCGGCGGCUGAAUGGCAGCAGAGAGCGUCCGCGGCGCUGUCCCAGUGGAGGGGGCGGAGCCUCCACAACACCCCCCCCGCCCCCACGACACCGCCGCCGCCGCCGCCGCCGCCGCCCCCACCGCCGCCGCCACUGUCACAUACACACACCCCCACGCGCACACUCACAGCCUCCGGCACGCACACACCCGCAGCCAGAGCCACGUCCAGUUCCCGCCCCACACACACGCCCAGCGACAGCAGGCUCCACGCACACUGGCGCACACACGCAGCCACAGUCACACGUGCUUCAACAGCCAGGCGCACAUACCGUCGCACAAGUUCAGCCGCCGCCUCACACACAGCCUCUCCGCCAUGACCAAGGGGGACAAGUCCAUCCGCAGCUCCCUGGUGAAGCUCACCAGGCCCUCCGACCCCCUGCUCAGCCAGAAGCCUCCCCAGGAAGACAUGAGCCAGCGGUUGUCUUUCUGCAGUAAGCUAUGCUUCGCCAUAGGAGGAGCGCCGAAGGAGGUGGCCGCCAGUGCCACAGCCUUCUUCUUACAAAUCUACCUGCUGGACGUCGCCCAGAUCACCCCAAUGCAGGCCUCCAUGGUGCUGUUCAUCGGGAAGGUCUGGGGGGCUAUCACGGACCCCCUGGUGGGCUUCUUCAUCACCAAGAGCAAGUGGACCAAGAUUGGCCGACUAAUGCCCUGGAUGGUGGGCUGCACUCCCUUCGUGGUGGUGUCGUACUUCUACCUGUGGUAUGUCCCGUCCUUCACCCACGGCAGAUUCAUCUGGUACCUGGGGUUCUACUGCCUCUACCAAACCCUCAUCACUGUGAGUAUACAGCACGCAUGGGCUCACCACAACCCGCCCUUUCAAAAUAAAAGCACUGGUCAAGUCUGUUAUUUUUUUUUUAAGAAAAUAGCCCAAUGUAUCGUAAGAUUGCUUUGUGUCUUCCUCUCCUCUAACGACUCCGGCUCUGCUCUGCUCCCCUCUCCCCCCUCCCCCUCUCCCCCCAUGCAGAAGGAGGUGUAUAUGAUCGCGGCCGGCGUGGUGGCGGCGGUGUUCCUGGUGUGCACCGUGGUGAUGUUCCUGGGGGUCAGGGAGAGAGACGGUGAGUGCCUGCGUGGGUGUGAGGAGCAGCUCCCCUUCCACAAGGGCUUCAUCCUGGUGAUGAAACACGGGCCCUACCUCACCCUGACCGCCGCCUUCCUCUUCAUCACCGUGGCCAUCCAGCUGGUGCAAAGCAACUUUGUCCUGUUCUGCACGUACGCGGUUGACCUGAAGGACCACUUUCAGAACAUUGUGCUGACCAUCCUGGUCUCGGCCGUGGUGAGCAUCCCCAUGUGGCAGUGGUUCCUGCAGAGGUUCGGCAAGAAGACGGCCGCCUUCUGUGGCAUCUCGUGGAUCAUGCCGUUCACCCUGAUGCUGGUGUUCAUCCCCUACGUGGCCGUAGCCUACGUGGUGGCCGUCGCCUCCGGGCUGAGCGUAGCGGCGUCCCUGCUGUUGCCAUGGUCCAUGCUGCCCGACGUGGUGGACAACUUCCGCCUGGCCAACCCCACCUCCAAGGGCCACGAGGCCAUCUUCUACUCCUUCUACGUCUUCUUCACCAAGUUCGCCUCGGGCAUCUCCCUGGGCGUGUCCACGCUCUGCCUGCAGUUCGCCGAGUACGACACGAGCUCGUGCAAACAGAAGCCUGCGGUGGCGUACACGUUGAAGCUGCUGAUCGGUGUGGCGCCGGUGGCCUUCAUUAUCACGGGCCUCAUCAUCCUCAUCUUCUACCCCAUCAGCGAAGAAGUGCGCCUGCGCAACAGGACGAGUCUGGAGGAGCUACGGAAACAAGGCUUGAUGUCCAAAACGAUGGAGAACUCGAGCAGUGUGUGACCUUGACCUGAGGGCAGAAGAAGCACAACCGUUUCCAGAUUCAUUCCGGAACGUUCUCUAUAUUAUAGUGUAUAUUACACUGAUCUAAUUUUGUUUUCACGUAAACAUUUCUUAAGUUUCUGUGUUUUCACAUGGACAUAGCCAUCUUGAAUAUAUUAAAUAUAUAUAUAUAUAUAUAUGACUUAUUUAUAUAGAAGAAUGUAUAUCUUAUUUUGCAGUGUUAAGUUAUACAUUGCGAGUAUUUAUUAAUGGAAUCAGAUUACAGUGGGUUGAUAUAGACAUAAUAAAAUAUUGUAAAAGUUG